CCCAAAUCAGUUUAUCAUCGAAAUUUUCCGGUGGCACAAUCCUUUGCAUCGCUCCGAUUUUUCAGUUACUCCUCCGACUCCUGAGAAAUAGGAAUAAACGAUCCGAAGCUUCAUUGUUUAUGCCUUAAGGUUUGUGUUGCUGCAACAAUCAUUUUUGUUGGGGGUUUACAGAAUUAAUUGAACUAGGUAGUCUUAUUCAUAUGAGAAUUCGUCUAUUGUAAUUGAUCAUCGAUGGUGUCUGUACAGUCUAAGAGUGUUUGGAUGAAAAGGCAGCAAUGCCCAUGUGGUGACUGGAAAUGUUUUGUAACAUAUGAGGGAAACACCGAAGAAGGUAGUGUUGGGCCUCAAUUAAUCAAAAAUGAUUUGGGACCAACCGAAACUAUGGUGUCUCCGUACGUUGGGAUGGUGUUUAAGAGUGACGACGAAGCGUUUGAGUAUUACGGGAGUUUUGCUAGGAAUAGUGGAUUUUCGAUCAGGAAAGAGAGGUCUAGGUUGAGUCCUCAAUUGGGUGUUUACAAGAGGGAUUUUGUUUGCUACAGGUCAGGCUUUGCGCCUCCUAGGAAGAAACAAGCUGGAGAACUUCAGAGGGAAAGGAAAUCUGUUAGGUGUGGUUGUGAUGCUAAAAUGUACUUGUCUAAAGAGGUUGUAGAGGGGGAUUCUCAGUGGUUCGUUGUACAAUUCAGUAACGUGCACAAUCACGAGCUUUUAGAGGAUGAUCAAGUUCGUCUGCUCCCAGCCUAUCGCAAAAUUCAUGAGGCAGACCAAGAACGGAUUCUUCUUCUUUCAAAAGCUGGUUUUCCGAUCAACCGAAUUGUCAAGGUGCUAGAGCUGGAAAAGGGGAUUCAGGGCGGACAGCUGUCAUUUUUGGAAAGAGAUGUCAGGAAUUUCAUCCAAAACCGCAAGAAAGUUGUACAAGAGAACGAUGCUUUAUUAACUGAGAAAAGAGAAAAUGACACCGUGGAUGUUCUUGCAGCCUGCCGGGCAAAUAAAGAGGCAGAUCCAUUUUUUGUCUAUGAUGUUGCUUUUGAUGAAAAUGAUAAAGUCGAGAAUGUUGCUUGGUCUUUUAGUGAUUCUAUUCAUGCCUACGACAUGUUUGGUGAUGUUGUUUACUUUGACUCGACAUAUAGUUCAAUGGUGUAUGGUAUGAUUUUUGGAGCAUGGUUUGGCAUUGACAACCAUGGAAAAGUUCUCUUCUUUGGUUGUGCAUUGAUGCAGGACGAGACCCCCCAGUCACUUGCUUGGUCUUUACAGGCUUUCCUCCGGUUCAUGAAAGGAAGAUAUCCGCAAACAAUUAUAACUGAUAUUGAUCCUGGUCUUAGAGAAGCCAUCAGAAAUGAAAUGCCAAAUACUAAGCAUGUCAUCUCCUUUCAUAAUAUCCUGCCCAGGAUGUCCUGCUGGUUCUCUCCCCCACUUGGGCCAAGGUUCUCUCGCUUUAAGUAUGAAUUUGAAGAGUUGUGCCAUGUAGAAACUACUGAUGAAUUUGAAUUUCGGUGGAAUCAGAUGGUUUCAAACUUUGAACUCAAUUCAGAUAAGCACAUAGUUUUACUUUUCUCUCUCCGCAUGUGUUGGUCUUUACCUUACAUUAGGGGUUGCUUUCUUGCUAGAAUGGAUUCUCCAUCAUACUGGAAAUCCUUAGAUGUGAUUUUGAAAGAAGUGAUUAAGACACAGACCUGUUUGCGUGGCCUGUCGGAACAGACAGGAUUAUUAUCAUCAAAUUAUAGACUGAAGUCACACGACCAGACACAGUAUAUGCAUCUCAAAACAUGCUUACCCAUCGAAGAAAAUGCACGCAGUGUUCUUACCCCUUUUGCAUUUGACCGUUUACAACAAGAAAUGGUGUUAACCUUGCAGUAUGCUGCAUCUGAAAUGGCUAAUGGUUCAUUUCUUGUACAACAUUUCAAGAAGGUCGACGGUGAGCGUCUUGUGAUAUGGAUACCAGAAGAUGAACAAAUCCACUGUUCCUGCAAGGAAUUUGAGUCCACUGGAAUUUUGUGCAGGCAUGCACUUCGUGUGCUGUUAUUUAAGAACCAUUUUCAGCUUCCAAGCAAAUAUCUUUUGAAUCGAUGGUGCCAAGAAAGCUCAUUAUUCUGUUACAAUGGAGAAAGUAACAUAAAAAUGAAGGAUGAGUGGUAUAACGAAUUCCAUUCUCUCACUGGGAAUUUGUUCUCUGAAGCAAUGCUGACAAAGGAGAGAUUUGAUUUUGUUCAUAGAGAACUUACUAAAGAGAUUGCAAGACUUACGAGUCAAGUGAGAGAUAUGCCUGCUGGGGAUGAAGGAGUUACAGGUGUCACUCUGUCACCGACCAAUGCAUUGUAAUGUCUCUUAUGUAGAAAGCAUAGCUGUUGUAAGCACCAGUGAGUAUUCUGUGAAAUUGUCUUCCACCUUGAUAACUGUGAUUCUCUGAGAACUGCAAGCACUUACGAAAAUAUUAUCAGAGAGAAAUAUGAUUGGGAGGGAUACUCAGAAAGUUGCCCUGAUCUGUGAUUGUCACUGUGCAUCAUAAUCGAGUGUUGAGAGUAGUGACAACAAAAAAGAAUGCCUAUCCAGAUCUGUCAUCUUUGUAGAUAAUGAGAGGUUUGUGGACUAUGAAUCUAUGAUGCUUAAGAUGGGCUAGAUUUUGCUUACUGCUGAACUAUCAGAAAUCACAGGUGCAGAUGCACGGUUGUGGUAUCUAGGUCUCUCUCCGCGUGUUCAAUUCCCAGGACGGCAAUAGACAGGUUCAAAUUUCUUCAAGAGCAUGCCCCCAUGCAGGGUUCUUGUGGUGUUGCACACUGUACGAACAAAUGGGAGACGAACAAUAACUGAAUGAGAGGCGACCCAUAUAAUUUAGGAGUAAGGUCGUUAUGAGAAGUACUGUGAAGUAUUCCGAGGACGAUAGAAGAAACCACUGGCAGGUCGCGGCCAUGGAAAUCCUCUCUGGAGGUGUGUGAUCACUUGUUUUUUCUUCUAAAAUAACGAUAGCCCUGAUUUACAACACAUUAAUUUUUUAUUUUGUAAAGUUUUUAAAAUUUAUCCACAUUUUAAUGUUGAAUACAAGCCUUAAUCAAUGAACUACAUCUCACAAGAA
Molecule: messenger RNA, 3067 nt
Organism: Salvia splendens (bonfire salvia)
Lineage: Eukaryota; Viridiplantae; Streptophyta; Magnoliopsida; Lamiales; Lamiaceae
Product: putative protein FAR1-RELATED SEQUENCE 10
Exons: 6
Coding region: 232-2316 (694 amino acids)
Biological process (GO): regulation of DNA-templated transcription
Molecular function (GO): zinc ion binding
Source: RefSeq, a predicted model, not a curated record